CUUUCAUUAAAAGCCGUAAGAUAAGAUUAAGGAACAUUCCUUCAAGGGAGGGGAAGAGAUAUUUGUUUGGAGGGAUGGGGAGGAGGGUGUUCGGGAGGCAGCAGUGGGUGCUAGUCCAGGAACUCGGUAAGUUGGCCUGGACACAUGUUAGUUCUCCGUGGACACUCCUCAGGACCACCACCUGGAUAGUGAAACUCCUCGGUGUGCGAUACAUCAGUGAUGGAGAUGCGUCUCGUCUUAUUACUGGCUGCACUGUGGCCGACGUCCUCACCAACUCAUAUAGAACAAUCACAGCCACCCUACGUCCACGCUUCUGCUACCACCUGUCGCCCACAAAAUGGUUUCAAUGCUGAUUUUGGGCUGGCAGCCCCAACCCGAACCGCUUGUUUGCUCCCGCAAGAAGCCGACACUCCCACAUCCUCGACUCCUCACUACCACCUCCAGACAGAGCAUAGUCGGGAUGAAUCAGGUUACGCCACCCGUCUUUUCCUAAGGAGACAAACUGAGGGGUCGUCGUCAGCAUCUGCAACACUGACUAUCACUACCCAGACAAGCAUGGUGGCCUGCAAUGCCCAGGUGAACUUGAGCUACGUAGGACAGGCAGCUGAGAUGGCAUUAACGGGAGUCUGGGCCAUGGCUCCAGCACACUCCCUCACUCACUCACACUUGCACCUCGUUAUCAACACUACUAAAGAGAAGAACCUGGUCCUUGUAGUGUGGGACGGAGCAGAACAGAGUUUCAUGCUGAUCUCGUCUGGCUGUACCGUCACCUUGACCUCGGGGACCCGGGGCAAAGCUGGAGGCAAUAGUGAGGCCAGCGGGAAAUGGGACUGUGGCAUAUUAGGCAAUAGUGGUAGCAGCAGUAGUAGCAGCGGCAGUGGUAGCAGCAGCAGUGACAGAAGUAGUAGCAAUAAAGAUGGCAGGAGCUGGGGCGGUGGCAGAUGUGACAGUAGUAGUAGCAGCAGCAGAAGUGACAAUGGUGGCAGCCGGUGGUGGAGGCUCACCCUACAUGGAAAUCGCACUUGUUCGGAGGACUUGGAUGGUGGGAGGAAGGAGCUGGAGGUGGACUACCAGUGGACAACAGAAACAGACACCACCAGGAUGAGCACCAUAUUACUCACGCUGAAGGAGGGAAGUCUUGAGAAACAUCUUCUCAACAUCACCAUCUACUCUUCCCAUAAAGGUUGGAGACUGAUUAUCCACUUGGUGCCUCUUCACCUGAUCUUGGAGGCUGAGUUGAUUACCAGAAAUGAGGAGAGAAGCCAACAUAUGGACAUGGUGGCAGAGAUAAGGAAUAACUCAACAGGAGCAGCCUUAAAGUUCCACAGUCGGGAUGUGACUACUAUAAAGCCUCAAGAGUCCUCCUCUCAACGACGAGCAACAGUCAGAGAAGAGGAUUUGCAUGAUAAACUUGCAGAAUGUUUAUCAAUGAAAGAGACUGCAGCAAAACCAGUGCCAGAGGAGAUCCAGACACUUAAACAAGUACUCACCAGCGAUUUGCUCAAUUUGAAGUCUAACAUGACUGUAUAUGUGACACCUGCAGGAAGCUACAUAGUGAGGAUCCAUCAGAUUGCUCAAAUACCCUUCUGCCCUCCACUAGGCUGGUCGCUUAACCAGAUAUUCAACUUUUCUCAUGACUUCUCUGGAUGGGAGUAUGUAGUGAGCCAGUGGGAGUGGGGCAACAUGGUGGUGCAAGGCGAGUUUGGCUCCUCACCUCUAGAGUGGUACCAGAAGACCUUUGCCUUUUCACUUGACCAGGCGGCACCCUUGCCUUCCACCCACAUAAUACUGGACUUCCGUGACUUCAGCAAGUUUAUGUUGAAGGUUAGGUGGCCCACCUUAGCUACUAAUCUUGCUGCCUCCCUCAACAUGCAAGAUGGCCACUACUUUCUGCAAGUUAAGAAGGUGGAUGAGUUCCAAGGUGAGGAGGCAGGGGAUGUGCUGGUGUGGGUGCAGGGAGAAGAGACUAGAGAAGGAUCACUGGUGGUGUCUUGGAACUUAGACACAGACAAGAUCCUUGCCUUGCUCACCAGUGCUGUCACCCUCCUAAAUCAGGCCACAUCCCACCCAGGUAUGUGUGGAGAUACACUUGACAAGCACACAUUCAGUCAGGCCCUACAGAAGCUACUGGGGCAGAAUCCUGCUUGCCUCUGGGAAAAACUACUGCUACAGGGGCACCACCUACUUGGCUGGGUAAAUGGUGCCACAAAGCUGCAGUACUUGUGGAAGAAACUGAUGGAAGAGCAUAGUCAAGGAAAGUCAAAAUCAUCUAGCAAUUAUAACGAAGACAGCAGCCAGCAAGAAGUGUGGGAGCACAUCUGGACAGCAGCAAAGAUGAUGGGUGUGCUGGAGGAGAUUUCAGAGAGCGCUAAAGUAGUGGUGGUGGUCACAAAGCGUGUGCAGGGGUACUGGAAUCUGCUGCAGAAACUCUGGGAAUUGGUGGCAGAAAAUCAAGGGAAGUGCAGUGUACCCUACCAGUUGUCUACCUUUAUUGAGGAACUUGCAUCACAACUCAAAAUAUUCUUGCCUUCACAAACCUAAUAUCUUAAAAAUUAAAUUGCAGUUUUCCUGAACUGAAAAUAAAACAGAACAAAACACCAAUCUGGGAUUUGAGUAAAGAGGAAAUAAUAUACUAAUUUGGCAGUGGUGCUGAAGGCAAGUGUGUGGGGGAGGUGGUCCUGCAGAAUUUUUUAACCCUCUAACUGUCCAAACGUAGAUCUACGUUUGCUUGCGAAGUGCUCCGAAUGUAGAUCUACGUUUUUUACAUUCUUUCUUAGGGAGAAAAUCAAGAUUGGAGCACUACAUUUGGACAGUUUAAGGGUUAAAUAAUGCUUCUAGAAUGAAGUUGGUAAUAUUUCCAACGGUAAAUUAUUUGCUAAAUUGAUCUUUGUGUUACAGCAAAACCAGAAUGAAGUUCUGAAUAUUCAAUAAUAAGAAUUUCAUAGCUUAUAAAAUUUAUUAAUAUAGUUAUUUCAUAGUUCAGAAUACAGGUUACAGUUAAGGGUUAACAUCACACAGAAUGAACCCUCUACUAAACUAAAAGAUAGCUAUAUCGCCAGUGCACCCUCUGUAUUAAAAUAUUUGUUGCCAAACCAGUGUAGCCAAAUAAAAAAAAUAAAGAUACAUGUGAAUCACUUGGAUAUCUUUAUUCCAAGAUAUUUUGCCUGCACAACAGGCUUCUUCAGUUAAAUACAGGAGAAUAUAACACUAGAGACAUUACAUAAGAACAUAAGAAAGAAGGAACACUGCAACAGGCCUACUGACCCAUGCGGAGCAGGUCCAUGUCCCCCCCCCCUCUGGAUUAGCCCAAUGGCCCACCCAGUCUGGUCACCUCCACUCAAGGAAGGAGCACGGCACCAGACCCAGCAGCACAAACUAGUCCGGUCAAACUCACACCCACUCAUGUAUUUAUCUAACCUAUUUUUAAAACUACACAACGUUUUAGCCUCAAUAACUGUACUCGUGAGUUUGUUCCACUUAUCCAGUAGUAGUAGAAGUAGUAGUUUUGACAUGAUCAGCCUUGGUGAACCACACUGGAUGCUGGUGUGGUUAGCCUUAAAAGCACGGGCAAGUAAGCCUACUACAACACUCCUCUUAUGCAAUGCAUAGUAUUUUACAGAAAUACCUUUUAAAUAUGCUUUAUCAAGUUUCUGUGGGGCAUUAUGAAUCUGUUAGUUGCAUUAUUAUCAAGCAAUUCAUUUAGUAAUUCCUUCAAUAAUUUUUUGGGUUUUUAAUGUUUUAUCAAGAUGGCUUCUUCAAUGAAAUGUUUAAUAAAUUAAAUUCCAAUCUCGUUUGAUGUUUCUCCAAUAAUGUUGAUAAACUGUACAAAUGAGAUAAAUGAAUGAUAGUUUAUUGUAGAUAAACACCAUAUUAUGGAAAUGGCUUAAAAUAUAAAAUCCUGCGUAGGAUGUAGAUUGGUAAAAUCUUAAAAGUAUCUGAUAAUGAGAAACUUUUAUAAGUAAUAAAGUACUGUCAAACAGUGGCAUAAGUGAAGUACAGCAACAAUGUUGGCAAACUUUAGGAUAGCCUUUUAAGUUUUCUGUGCAAAUAAAUUCAGUUUUAGCCUUUUCCUUCUGUGUGACUGACCUGCCUCUAUGAUGUAAUUUGACCUCUUCCCCCUGUGUGACCUCUUCUUCCUGUUCAACUUUAGUACAAAAAUCUGUGUAAUCUCACAAUCACAGUUCAACACCUUGUAAAGGUUCAAACCAUGAUGAGAACCUUCAUAGUGGUCUGUGAUGAUACAGGUUAUGUUGUGUAAAGCCGAGAUUGCACAGUAAUUGUCUUGAACAAUGAACUACAUGAAAAUUAUUUUUAAUUCCGCAACAUCCUCACUCCUUUAGAGGAGUGCAGGUACUGUACCUCCCACCUCCAGCUCGCUAUUUUAUUUCAAAGGAGGCCUGGUCACAGACCGGGCCGCGGGGGCGUUGACCCCCGGAACUCUCUCCAGGUAAACUCCAGGUAUAAAGAUUACAAUGUUGAAUUUACAGAAUUUGGUUGUUGUGUGGUUUACAUGUAGUUAAAUAAUGAUUACAGAGUGUACCACUAGAACGCCUAGCAUGGCUAGGCAUUUCGGGCAGACUUAGUUUAAUUCUUUAUUUUAAAAUAUUACAAAUUAUGAGGUAAGUUGGUAUUAUGGCUAAGUGACUAAAUACUAGUUUGUGAGUUUAGCAAUGUGAAUGCUUUUGUUUUGGCACAGUACAUAGUUUCAGUAUUGGAGUAUCAUAGGAUUCAUUAUUUUAAGAUUGAGAUUAAUAUUUCUGUUUAUGGUCAAAUGGGUGAGUGAGUGUAAGUGUGAACCACCAGGUGGUAUUCGUGUAGUUAGUUGAUGGGGUGUAUCAGGGAGAUAAGAUGUUUUCUGAUGGUAGUUUUGAAGGUGAUGAAUGUGUCUGCAGUUUUGGAAUUUUCAGGUAGGGUGUUCCAGAUUUUAGGGCCUUUGACAUACAUUGAAUUUUUGUAAAGGUUUAGUCGGACACGGGGAAUGUCGUAGAGAUGUUUGUGUCUGGUGUUAUGCCUGUGGGUUCUGUCACAACUAUCAAGAAAGCGUUUUAGGUCAAGGUUGAUAUUGGAGUUUAAGGUCCUGUAGAUGUAGAUUGCACAGUAGUAAGUGUGGAUGUACUGAACAGGCAGUAAGUUUAGAUCUAUGAAGAGUCGGGGGGUGUGUUGCCAGGGAUGGGAUUUAGUGAUUAUUCUUACUGCAGCUUUUUGUUGGGUUAUUAUUGGCUUUAGGUGUGUUGCUGCAGUUGAUCCCCAAGCACAAAUAGCAUAGGUGAGGUAUGGAUAUAUAAGUGAAUGGUAUAGUGUGAUAAGGGCAGUUUGCGGCACGUAGUAUCGUAUCUUGGAGAGGAUCCCAACCGUUUUGGAUACUUUUUUGGUUAUGUGUUGGAUAUGGGUGCUGAAAUUCAGGUUGUUGUCAAGGUAUAGGCCUAGGAAUUUGCCCUCAUUAUGUCUGGUAAUUAGAGUGUUGUCGAUCUUAAUGUUAAU
Messenger RNA from Cherax quadricarinatus, 5481 nucleotides. RefSeq lists its product as uncharacterized. Lineage: Eukaryota; Metazoa; Arthropoda; Malacostraca; Decapoda; Parastacidae. The record is from RefSeq and is a predicted model, not a curated record.